AUGGUCCCAAUCUCAGCAGCAUCAUAUGUCCCAAAAUCUAGCUCUUGCCUGCUGUACACACUGAUCAUCUCCACUGAUAGGCUCCUUAUUUUUCCAGGAUGGACCCAGUCCCAACAGCACCAUGGUUUCCCAAAGCCUAGCUCUAGACUGGUAUCCACUCAGAUUAUUUCUACUGACGUCGUAUCACCUGAUACUGAAGCUUCUCAUAUGCUGAUGCAAUGGGGUCAGUUUCUUGACCACGACAUCGAUUUCUCCUUGCCUGCUAUUAGUCACGAGAGCUUCGUGGAUGGUACCGACUGUAGCCGGACGUGCGAUUACUCACCGCCAUGCUUUCCUAUAGAAAUUCCACCAGGUGACAGACGGAUCAGAGGACACAGUUGUAUGGAGUUUGUCCGAUCCAGCGCCAUCUGUGGCUCAGGUGUCACUUCUGUGUUUCUUAAUGAAGUUAUGCCUCGAGAACAGGCCAAUCAGCUGACAUCUUUCAUCGAUGCUUCAAAUGUAUACGGGAGCUCAGAAAGGCUUUCUCAACACUUAAGGAAUCUUACAAACAAUCUUGGCCUACUCCGACAUGGUCCCUUGAUGCAGUCUGGAAAACCACUAUUGCCAUUUAACGAUGGACAACCAAUAGACUGCCAGCGUGACCCAACUGCUAGUAACAUUGGCUGUUUCUUAGCUGGUGAUAUUAGGGCCAAUGAGCAGCUCGGACUCUUAUCGAUGCAUACAUUGUGGAUGAGAGAACAUAAUCGUAUAGCAGGUAAGGAUUAUCAAGCAUACCAUAAUCUCUCGCCACCUGUUUUUUCAAGAACACCGCAAGAUACUGAAGCCACAUUAGGAUCUAACAUUGAACUACCCUGUCAGGCACGAGGGGACCCAGAACCUCGCAUUACUUGGCGUAAAAACAGAAUUCCCCUGAACAUCGACAGCGACCAUUAUCGACUGAGUUCUCGGGGCGACCUCUAUAUGUUCAAUAUAGUCCAGGAAGAUCAAGGUUCUUAUGAAUGUAUCGCGGAAAAUGAAGUAGGACAUGCAGCUGUGUCCAUUCGUCUCUCGAUUAGAGCCGCUCCCUACACGACGUAUCCUGGGGACAGGUAUGUAGUUCCAGCUGUUGAAAACGCCAGGAGAGCUGUAGAAGAAGCAGUAAAUCACACUCUUCAUUAUCUGUUUAGUAGGGACCGAAACCGUACACCAAACCAUUUGCUACAGGUUUUCCGUUUUCCAUCACCAGAGGCAAGAGAUCUUGCCAAAGCUGCUGAGAUUUAUGAGAAGGCUUUGCUCAACGUUAGGGGGCGAGUGGAAGCCGGUGUAAAGUUAAACUUGACAGAAUUUCGUUACUCUGAAAUCUUGUCCCCUCACCAGAUGGAGCUACUAACUAAUCUUUCUGGUUGCCAAGCCCACAGACAAUCUCCCUCUUGCUCGAACAUGUGUUUCCACAGGAAAUACCGCACAUUCGACGGAAGUUGUAAUAACUUACAACAUUCUACUUGGGGUUCUUCACUAACUCCAUUCUUGCGACUCCUACCGGCGGUUUACGAAAAUGGAUUUAACACCCCAGUCGCUUUUCAACCCAUACCUGAAGGAAAUAUAGAACUUCAUCGAGCUUUCUUUGCUCCUCACCGAUUAGUAGAAGAAGGGGGGAUAGAUCCCCUCCUUAGAGGGCUCUUCUAUGCCUCAGCAAAGAUCAAGCGUCCGGACCAGCUUCUUAAUUCUCAACUGACAGAACAUCUGUUUGAGCUAGCUCACGAAGUGGCGCUUGACCUUGCUGCUAUGAACAUUCAAAGGGGGCGUGACCACGCAAUUCCGAGUUAUAACGAAUGGCGUAAAUUCUGCAACCUGAGCGUAGCGGAGAACUUUGAUGACCUGAAAAAUGAGAUAAAAGAUCAAGAAUUGAGAACGAAACUUCAAAACCUGUAUGGUCAUCCAGGAAACGUAGAUCUUUGGGUAGGAGGUCUCAGCGAAGAAUCGACAGAGGGCGCUAGAAUCGGGCCUACUUUUACGUGCAUCUUAGUUGACCAGUUUAAAAGAUUACGUGAUGGGGACAGGUACUGGUAUGAUAAUCCUGGAGUCUUUAGUCCCGACCAAUUGGUCCAGGUGAAACAAACAACCUUAGCACGUGUUAUAUGUGACAACGGCGACAACAUCACCCAUGUAACCAGGAACGUUUUUAUCGUCCCGGGUCUUCAAACUCCCCAGUUUGUAGAAUGCUCAGAAAUACCAAAGGUUGAUCUUAGGAUGUGGUCAGACUGUUGUCACGGCUGCGAGGACAGCGGAGACUUCAAUUCGGUAACAACUUUAAGUCGCCGCACCAGACGAUCUUUGGAAUAUAGUUAUCCAGACGAAAAACCGCUCAGUUUUAGAAUGAACAAGUUAGAUAAUGACGUCGUGUCAAUGACGACAGCAAACGCGACUGCUCACGCUCCUAGCACUGAAUCACAGAACAUCAUACAAAGAGAAACCGAUUUCGACGCAACCGAGGAAAGAAUCGAAGGACUGGAAGACCUUAUCCAUACUCUUGAACGUACUCUGCAUAAAUUAUAUCGCAAAGUAAGGCACUUUAAUUGUCGUUUAGUUCGUAAGUAGUGCCCAGAGUUACUG
Molecule: messenger RNA, 2592 nt
Organism: Limulus polyphemus (Atlantic horseshoe crab)
Lineage: Eukaryota; Metazoa; Arthropoda; Merostomata; Xiphosura; Limulidae
Product: peroxidasin-like
Exons: 10
Coding region: 1-2577 (858 amino acids)
Biological process (GO): response to oxidative stress
Molecular function (GO): heme binding; peroxidase activity
Source: RefSeq, a predicted model, not a curated record